Molecule: messenger RNA, 1125 nt
Organism: Penicillium cataractarum
Lineage: Eukaryota; Fungi; Ascomycota; Eurotiomycetes; Eurotiales; Aspergillaceae
Exons: 4
Coding region: 1-1125 (374 amino acids)
Source: RefSeq, a predicted model, not a curated record
AUGUCCGCCCCCCAGGUUCUCCGAAUUCCUCGGUCGGACGAGCCGCAUUCUUACGUACUGGUCCACGUCUCCCAGACUGGCCAGGCUCCUCUGGAUCUAUCGCUCACCGCAACGGAGGGCGAGAACCCUUAUGCCACGUCUAUCCAACAAUCUCGUCUCCAGGCCCUACGCGGCAAAAACUACCAAGGGUCCGAUGACGAAUGGGCCUACAUCAUUGCUCACGUCCUGAGGCAGCCAGUCUCUGCCGAGAACUCGUCCUGGUCUACCGGGAUCGAAGCUUCCGCUAAUAUCUCAGGCGCGGGGGGCGAUGAUCAACAAAUAGUCAUCACCAUUCGGAAAAGAGUCCAAGAUAUCACACAAAGGCUUGGGUCUCUAGUCCUAAAACAUGAUGAAGACCAAGAGAUUGCACUCUUCGAGUGGACUAGUAUCGCAACUGCCAGAGCCGAUACUUUGCACAGCCAAGUGACGAGCCUCACGGACCGCUACCGAGAGGCCGAAGACACCAUCACCAAACUGACGCAACAACUAGCAGACCUCAUGCAGGCCAAGACCCAGCACGAGAACCAACUGGUGACCAACUUUGCACAGCUUCUGAAUGAGAAGAAGCUUAAGAUCCGGAAUCAGCAGCGAUUGCUAGCAUCAGCAACCGCUGACCCCGCGAAAGUCGCCGAGAUCCAAGCAGCCAGCGGGAGACCCGGUGAAGCACCGGGAACUCAUCCAUCUGCAAAACGCCGUGCAGCAGAGACAGCGGAUGACGAGGACGAAUCAGACGAUGGUUUCGAGCAGAUGGACGUUGAUCGUAAAGAAGCCGACGUUAAAGCACGAUAUGAUCAAGAAACAGAAGACGAAGAAAGGGCCACACCGCAACCACUCGAGGAUGAAGAGGGUAAUACCACAACCGACGACGAGGAUGAAGCCCCAGCUACUUCACAACGAUCUGUACCACAGCGAGCUACCGUAAAGCCUUCGGAACGAGAGGCACUGCCGAAGGAGGCAGCACCUCCGCGUCGAGAGUUACCAUUUACCCGACGAGGACCCUCGGCACAGGCGAAACCGGAGCCUCAGCCAGAGCUCAGUGCGGCGGGAGAAGAGACGGCGGGUGAAACGGACGAUGAUGAACUUUGA